Messenger RNA from Phycomyces blakesleeanus NRRL 1555(-), 870 nucleotides. RefSeq lists its product as hypothetical. Gene Ontology annotation, cellular component: plasma membrane. Gene Ontology annotation, molecular function: acetate transmembrane transporter activity. Lineage: Eukaryota; Fungi; Mucoromycota; Mucoromycetes; Mucorales; Phycomycetaceae. Bases 1 to 870 code for a protein of 289 amino acids. The transcript is spliced from 5 exons. The record is from RefSeq and is a predicted model, not a curated record.
AUGCCACGCGAUAAUUUGCGCCGUGCAAUCGAAGAUCGCUAUCGUUUGCAUCGAAAGAUUAUGCGGGAGCCCGAAAAUAUGUCAGAGGAGUCCUUACUUAGCACAACGCACAAUAACGAUGGACGUGUCGAACCUCACGAUGAUCAAAGCUACCGUAGUCAUACUCAUAGUCAUGCUCAUCGUGGCCACAAACUUAACCCAAUACCCUUUUUUUACAAUCAUGGGCUCACCCGUACAGCCAACCCUAUUCUCAAUGCCCAGUCAGGUCGACGUCCUAUAUCCACUGGAAACCCAGCCGUAAUCGGGAACUGGUCUUUUGCUGUUGUUACUAUCCUACUGGGUACAUUCAACAUUUUUUUGCCCGAUAAAUCCAACCACAUCAUUCUACCUACAGCUAUAAUGUUUGGCGGGCUUGCACAGUAUGUAGCAGGUUUCAUUGAUUUAUAUUUCGGAGGUACAUUUUCAGGCACAAUAUUGGUAUCUUACGGCGCUUUCUGGACAGGCUCUGGAAUGUUUAUGCUCCCAACCGUUUAUCCUACUUUAUCAUCCUUGGACGAUGAGAGAGACUUAGGGCGAGCAAAUGCUGUAUACAAUUUUCUUUGGGCGGCAUAUACUCUUAUGCUGGCAGUGAUAUCUGUUAAAGUAAAAAACGGCACUUUUGUCCUCACAUGGAACCUCUGGUGGGUUUUCAUGACAUUGCUGUUCACAGCCAUAUACAAUAUUACAGACAUAGUGCCAAUUCUACGUGUUAGUGGUGUAUUCGCAUAUCUAGCUGCACUGGGGGCAUUUUACAGUGGAAUUGCAAUCGUAAUGGAAGAGCAAGGUGUACAAAUGUGGGUUGGUGCUUUCAGACCUUAUUCAAAUGACUGA